Molecule: messenger RNA, 2354 nt
Organism: Stegodyphus dumicola
Lineage: Eukaryota; Metazoa; Arthropoda; Arachnida; Araneae; Eresidae
Product: B-cell lymphoma 3 protein homolog
Molecular function (GO): protein binding
Source: RefSeq, a predicted model, not a curated record
AUUUUAAAUGUUAAUCAUAAGCACCGUCCCUUUAAUAUCGUCACUACAUAAAGGCGCUCGCUAGACAUUUGCACGACGGCGCCGAUUAGGCUUGGCGCGGGCCUGAUGCUAACCUGCUGCAAUAAGACAUAAAUGCGGCUCAGAAUUCCCAAACUGCUAUUUCCCCCAAUGAUGCGGAUUUCAGUUUCUCCUCAUGUAUCGUAUUAGUCCUAGACUUCUUUUUGUUUCACAAGCUGUAGUAUUAGCGUUUUUUACGUUACGGCGACGAUAAUAUGCGGAAGUACUUCAUUGACAUACUCUGGAUAGAAAUAUUUUUAAACCUAUGUAUGUUGUCAUUAAAUAUAAAUGCAUGUGUAGUUUCUCAUUAUGCAUAACAUUGAUAGUAUUUUUUUUUUUUUUUUUCAUUUUAUUGAAUGCUUAAAGUUCAAAUAUACAUUUUGUUGCAGCAAUGAUACAGCUACUUCUUGAAAACGGGAGCAGGUCCAUUCUGAAUAAAUGUGACGGGUUUGGAAGAACGCCGCUGCGCAUAGCAUGCUCUCAAAGUUCACCAGAAGUUGUCCAAUACUUGCUUGAGAAUGGUGCUGACAUACAAAAUGAAGGUUGUCUUCUAUUAACUGCAUUGAAUCACAAAUGUAGGAGUUAUAUACACAGAAUAAUAUCUAUGCUUCUAGAUUAUGGAGCGGAUGUGAACCAGUGUUCAAGUCGCGGAACGACCCCUCUGUUGAUGGCGGUGGAACGUGCUUCCUAUACGAAAGAAUCCUCUUUUUUUUAUGUAUGUGAACUAAUUAAGGAAGAAAGGAGCGGAUGUGAACGUAACCAACUCAAAUGGACAAUCCCCUCUUCACAUGGCGGUAAUUUCGAAUCAAGAAAAUUUGGUCAAAAUGCUUCUUGAUUGGAAAUAACUACAUCGACAUCCGUGAUCACAGGGGAUUUGUCGCAUUGUUUUAUGCCUGUCGGAAUGGUAAUCUAAAUCUGGCAGAGUUGCUAAUAGAUUGUGCAAACCUUCACGCUCACAGCUGGGAGGAUUGCAUCAUUAUCUAUGGCAAUGUAAACAAUGCUUCAGUUUUUAAAACAAUGUCCAGAAAAUCAAAGAAUUGCGUUCAACUAAAUAAAUUAUGUUUGAACGCAAUUCGGAAGAACAUUCAAAAUAUUAAAGGCAUCAGCAGUUUGCCGUUGCCUAUAUACUUAGUCAAUAAAAUCAUGUUUAAAUAACAUGAUUAACGCCUUUAACUUUUGAAGCAUUAUUUAAUUUAAUCGUUGAAAGAAGGUAUCUAAUUCUUACCUCUUACAUUAUGUGGUGAUGAAUUUGGUCAAAAACUAAUUCUUGAUUGGAUAUAACUACAUCGACACCCGUGAUCACAGGGGAUAUGUCGCCAUAUUUUUUAAGCUAUUUUAAGCAUUUUUAUGUCUAUUCCAUAUUUUUUAAGCUUUCAUCAAUAUCUAACUUUUCAUUUACGCUGCAGUAGUCGUUGUAGAGGGGAGUCACGCCAACUUUUAAUUCCUUGACUUUCUGUAAUUUCACUUCUAAUUCAACUGAACUUCCUUCGGAUUCCUUGAAGUUAUUCAAGAACGUCUCCAGUUUUGUAAUUUUGCAUUUUAUCACACCUCUAUGGCGAUUUAGUUCCGUUAAAUUAUCCAUUGUAUUUUUGCCGCUUUGAAUGGGCAUUUAGUUUUGCCGCUUUGAUUGGGGUCUUAUUUUAGCCACUUUGAAUGGGCACUUAUCUUCGUCCGAGACGGACCACUGUUUAUGGACUGUAUUCCACUAAGAGAUAAUUGUAUUUUCCCCCUAAGUAUGUACAAAAAAUGCCGCUAGAGGGCUGAGGUGCGUAGGUGUAGCUAAUGAUGUAACACGUUAGAUUUGGAAAUUUUAUGUUUAAAUAUUAAAAAAAAAUUUUUUUUUUAAUUGUCCCUUGGAACACUGAACAUUCUGCAGCUGCUACUUGCUUAAAUUAUAAAUACACUUCAGCUCUGUCAUAGCAUUGCUUUUCUUUUUGCUAAUAAGAAAUAUUAUCUUCAGUUACUGUAUAAGAUAUUGCAGAGUAUAAUAAAACUUGUAAUUUAUAAAAUAUUAAUGAAAUGAUAUUUUUGGGAAUAAAGUGCAAUUUUCUUUUUGUUCACAACUACCGUUCCAUUAAUGGAGCGCUAGGCAUAAUUGGGUUUUAACGUAUUACCAGAAAAAUAUUUUAGGUAGUUUUUCACUUUUGCCCCUGUUGAUAUUAAUAUACUAAAAUAUAUGGAAUAACGAAGUUGCACCUAGUCAGGAAAACAAAACAUUGCGAAAAUUAUUAUACGAUAAAUUUUUAAUCAAAUGUAAUUACUUAUUUUGGAAUUAUAAAAUUUUCAUACGCAAUUAA